Molecule: messenger RNA, 1440 nt
Organism: Maudiozyma barnettii
Lineage: Eukaryota; Fungi; Ascomycota; Saccharomycetes; Saccharomycetales; Saccharomycetaceae
Gene: SEC61
Product: translocon subunit SEC61
Exons: 1
Coding region: 1-1440 (479 amino acids)
Biological process (GO): SRP-dependent cotranslational protein targeting to membrane, translocation; post-translational protein targeting to membrane, translocation
Cellular component (GO): Sec61 translocon complex; membrane
Molecular function (GO): transmembrane protein transporter activity; signal sequence receptor activity; ribosome binding
Source: RefSeq, a predicted model, not a curated record
AUGUCCUCUGUUCGUCUGUUGGACUUAUUUAAGCCAUUUGAAGCUUUCUUACCUGAAGUUAUUGCUCCAGAAAGAAAAGUGCCUUACAAUCAAAAAUUGAUUUGGACUGGUGUCUCUCUAUUAAUCUUUUUGAUUCUAGGUCAAAUCCCAUUAUAUGGUAUUGUCUCUGCUGAGACUAGUGAUCCUUUAUAUUGGUUAAGAGCCAUGCUGGCUUCUAAUAGAGGUACUCUAAUGGAAUUAGGUGUCUCCCCAAUCAUCACCUCUUCCAUGAUCUUCCAAUUCUUACAAGGUACUCAAUUGAUCUCUAUCGAUCCAAAAAAUAAACAAGAUCGUGAAUUGUUUUUAGUUGCUCAAAAAGUUUGUUCUAUUGUCUUGACCUUCGGUCAAGCUUUAGUCGUCGUAUUGACUGGUAAUUACGGGAAACCAAGCGAUUUAGGUAUUGCCAUCUCUUUAAUCUUAGUUUUCCAAUUGAUGUUUGCUUCCUUCAUCGUUUUAUUAUUAGAUGAAUUGUUAACUAAAGGUUACGGUCUAGGCUCAGGUAUCUCUUUGUUCACCGCUACAAACAUUGCCGAAACUAUCUUCUGGAAAGCGUUUGCUCCAACUACCGUUAAUACUGGUCGUGGUAACGAAUUCGAAGGUGCUGUCGUCGCUUUCUUCCAUUUGAUCUUCGUUAGAAAGGAUAAGAAGAGAGCUCUUGUCGAAGCCUUCUACAGAACUCCUUUACCAAACAUGUUCCAAGUUCUGGCUACCAUCGUUGUCUUCUUAUUUGUUCUAUAUUUACAAGGUUUCAACUACGAAAUUCCUGUGAGAUCUACUAAGAUCAGAGGUCAAGUAGGUUCUUUCCCAAUUAAAUUGUUCUACACUUCUAACACUCCAAUCAUGUUACAAUCUGCUUUGACUUCAAACGUUUUCUUAAUCUCUCAAAUGUUAUAUCAAAAAUUCCCAAAUAAUGCUGUCAUUCGUUUGAUCGGUGUCUGGGGUAACAAACCAGGUUCUCAAGGUAUGUCCGCUUUGUCAGGUCUGGCUUACUACAUCCAACCAAUCGUCUCCGUGAAAGAAUUCUUCUUAGAUCCAAUCAAGUCGGUUAUCUACAUCGCUUUUGUUCUAGGAACUUGUGCCUUAUUCUCAAAGACUUGGAUUGAAAUCUCAGGUACCUCUCCACGUGACGUUGCCAGACAAUUCAAAGAACAAGGUAUGGUCAUUAAUGGUAAGAGAGAGUCAAACGUCUACAGAGAAUUGAAGAAGAUCAUUCCAACUGCUGCUGCAUUUGGUGGUGCAACCAUUGGUGCCUUGUCUGUGGGAUCCGACCUUUUAGGAACUUUAGGUUCUGGUGCCUCUAUCUUGAUGGCUACUACCACCAUCUACAGUUACUACGAAACUGCCGCUAAGGAAGGUGGUUUCUCUAAGGAUUUGGUUCCAGGCUUCUCUGAUCUAAUGUAG